CUAAGAAUUGGAAUAAUAAUUAAUUAAGUUUUUUGCGCAAAAUCAUGAAUUUACAAGGAGUCAUCGAAAUGAUGAACGAUAUUCAGAAGGCACUUCAAGGAGCCAACCUUAAGUUUGAGAUUGAUCUGCCAAGAAUCGCAGUAGUAGGAGCUCAGUCAAGUGGUAAGUCAUCUGUACUGGAAUCUAUUGUUGGUGAAGACUUUCUUCCAAGAGGUACUGGCAUCGUGACUAGGUGUCCACUCAUCCUACAGCUUAUUUAUCAUAAAGGAGAUACUUAUGCGAAGUUUGAUCAUCUUCCUAAGAUAAUGAUCACUGAUUUCAACAAAGUAAGAGAUGAGAUUGAGAAAAGGACGAACGUUCUUGCUGGAUCUGACAAGAAGAUUGUCAACAAACCAAUUUACUUGACGAUUUACAGUAAGAAUGUACCAAAUCUUACUCUUAUUGACUUGCCAGGAUUUACAAGGCUCGACCUUGACGAUCAAGAGUCUGGCAUCAGUGAUGAUAUAGAAGCACUUGUCAUGGAGUAUAUUGUAAAAGAAAAUACAAUCAUACUCGCUAUUUCACCUGCAAAUAACGACAUUGCUAACUCUGAUGGUCUGCUCUAUGCGAAAAAUGUUGAUCCCAACAGAGAUAGAACUUUUGGAGUGAUGACCAAGAUAGACAUCAUGGACAAGGGAACAAAUGCUCUCGACUUCAUCAACGGAACCAAGUACAAACUGAAGCAUGGCUACAUCGGAGUGAAAUGCAGAUCACAAGACGAUAACAACAAAGGAAAAACUAUCAAAGAUUCACUCGAAGAUGAGAAGAACUUUUUCAGAACUCACCCAGACUACAAAGAUAUAGCCCAUACUCAAGGAACUUCAGUGCUUGCUCAAAAAUUGAGUGUACUUCUCGGUGAACAUAUCAAAAAGCAUUUGCCUUUUAUCCAAGAAAAGAUUCAUGAGAAUCUUGCUGACUGUGAAAAAUCUCUUCAAAUGCUUGGCCCUGAAAUCGAACUAAGAAAUGACCAAGAUGCUGUAUCUUUCAUCACGAAGGUUAUUAAUCAGUACUGCAAUGAGUUCCAAAGAGUCAUCGAGCAUAGUCAGGUUGUCGAAGAAAAGGGUAAGCUCCUCUUUGAUGGAGGAGCACUGAUUUAUGAGAUCUUCCAGACCUUCAUGGAAGAUAAGAUCGGUACCAUAGAUCCCUUGAAGAAGCUUAAUGAAGUUGAUAUUUUAUCAGAAAUAAGAAUUAUCAACGGGAUCGACCCAAGCUUGUUCGUUCCAAGAGAAGCUUGCAAGAGUUUGAUAGUCAAAAAGAUCGACAAGUUUAGUAUCCCAAGUAUCAACUGUGCUAGACAUGUCUAUUCUGUUAUUGAAAACUCAAUCUCCCUCAUAGAUAUCGACCAGCUCGGACCCAGAAAAGUUUUGAGAAAUUUCUUGAAUGACAACACAGAGCAGAUUUUGGAAUUAUGCAUGACUCAUCUGACUGACCACAUCAAAGAGGUAAUUGAGUCUGAGAAGAGCUAUAUCGACUAUGAUGAUCCUGACUUCAGACUCAUUGAGCCGUAUCUCUUCAGUGACUCUGAUCUAGAAGAAGAGAAGCUCCAACAUCUCAAAGAUAUUUAUGACCUUGAGCCAGAACUUUUCAGUAAAAAGUCUAUGGAAAAGACUAUUAGGCAUGCUGUGAGAGUUGCCAAGAAGGCCAAAGGCAUCAGAUUUAGACAAAUACGUGGCAAUGAUGGCAACAUCACUGAAGAAGAAAUUCCUAGUAAGAAAUAUUCACAGAAUCUUGAGCCUGAAGAAUCUGAUGAUGAAACAGAGCUUUUCGAAAGUUCAAGCUGUAAGAAAGAUUUUGGAAGUUGGAAGAUCAAGAGAGAAAUAGAUCUUUCAGACGGACUCACCCAUGACGACAUGACUAACAUCAUUUCUAUGAAGAGAGUGAUCAAGGCUUACCUCGCUAUUAUCAAGAAGCAGUUCAAGUCAAGGAUCCCUAAAUGCAUCGUAAAGUUCCUGAUCAAGGACUCUUUAGAAGACCUCAGAGGCUUCUUGUUCUCUGAAUUCAUUAAGCAUGAGGAUAAGAUAGGACUAGCUCAAGAAGACUCAGACAAGAAGAAGGAGAGAGACUUAAUGGUGAGAAAUAUGCAUGCUCUUAAGUUAGCAAAGAAAGCUCUAAGAAAUGUCAAGAAGAAUUCUAAGUACUAGGCAAAAAUCUUUUUAAGCCAAGUUUGA
Messenger RNA from Moneuplotes crassus, 2207 nucleotides. The record is from the annotation of a GenBank genome assembly. NCBI's taxonomy places the organism in Eukaryota, Ciliophora, Spirotrichea, Euplotida, Euplotidae.